Molecule: messenger RNA, 3263 nt
Organism: Xiphophorus hellerii (green swordtail)
Lineage: Eukaryota; Metazoa; Chordata; Actinopteri; Cyprinodontiformes; Poeciliidae
Gene: slc2a11l
Product: solute carrier family 2 member 11, like
Exons: 12
Coding region: 1026-2528 (500 amino acids)
Biological process (GO): dehydroascorbic acid transport
Cellular component (GO): plasma membrane
Molecular function (GO): D-glucose transmembrane transporter activity
Source: RefSeq, a predicted model, not a curated record
GCAAAGUUUUCCCAGUGUUGCACUGAGAAGUAACUGGUAUGACUGGCUUGUCAGGUGUGCAGUUCCACCAGGUGUUUGCUGAUUGCUGCUGGCUAGUCUGAAGGAGCUGGGUUGGGGUGGGCUGCUAAGUGAGGUGGAAGCUCGGUAACUUGGAAACUGCAGCUUCGAGGAGGAGUUUCAUCCUCUAAGGCGGCGCUCGGUACCGCCAAGAGUUUUGCACAGCUGAAUGUUUGACACGGGAGACUAUGCAUGACAGAAUCAAGGGAAUGUUCCAGGUAUGUUUUUAUGAGGGAAUAACCUCAUAACAUGACUUACACCUCAAAACGUCAAUUUUACAAAAUACUGUUCCUUUAAGUCUGAACUUAAAGGGCCGUUACGCAGUGGACUCCAUGGUGCGCUACAGACAAUUUUCCUGCUGCAUAACCCAAGUGUGCUUGAGCUAAAUCUCAUGAACCGAUGACCUUCAGGAUAUCUGGCCGCAGCAGAAUUCAUGGAGCAGAAUAAAUUGGUUUUACUCCAUGUAAUUGGUUCCAUCAAUUAUUUUGUUGCGAGAAAAUGUGAAGCAGACCUUUGAAUUUAUUUAUUUUUUUUGUUGCAGUGAGUAGUGGAUUUUUCCCAUGAUGCCCUUUCUUGAUGUUAAAUCAUGAACAGCUAUCUAAACUGUUUAGUGAGGACUGCAGUUGUUGAAAUGUUUUGUGACCUCCUGGAUGAGAACUCAAGGCGCUCUUGAAGUAGCUUAAAUGUGGUCAAUUUUUUUGCAUUUACAUAAGUUAUUAAGGUAGAUAUCAAAACUUACUUGAUGAUCUGAAACAUUUAGGUGUGACAAAUAGAAAAGAAGAAAGAAUUUGUUAAUGGGGUUAAUACAUUUCCAACCAAGUAGAAAAGCAAAGCAUUUCUGCUUCGUCACUCUACUUCACAAUUCUGCUUUGGCCUCAAAACAAAGUAAAUCAUUUCAGAACUCGGUUACAAAAUGGGCUUAGUGAAUACAAAUGAAUUGAGAAGCCACAUAGCGACAGACUGCAACCAUGCCACAACACCUGACUGAAAUCCUGAACUAUCCUGUCCUCAUUGCGGCCAUUUUCAUCUGCAGCAUCGGGGGGACAUUUCAGUAUGGAUUCAGUGUUUCUGUGAUGACUUCCCCCUCUCAAUUCAUAAAAGAGCUGGUGAAUAAAAGCUGUGUGGAAAGAUACGAUCGAAUCCUAAUGGACUGGGAGGUGUCUCUCAUCUGGUCCUUCACAGUGUCUAUUUUCUGCAUCGGGGGGUUGCUGGGAUCACUGGUCGCAAGUUCUAUCAGUUCAAGAUUUGGCAGAAAGCGCUGUCUUCUAGUAAAUAAUUUUUGGGCUAUAUUAGGAGCCAUAUUGAUGAUCUCAAGCCGAACAGCCAAUUCCUUUGAGAUGAUAGUGGUGGGAAGAUUUCUCUACGGCAUCAAUGCAGGAGUUGGUCUUUCAGCGCAAGCGAUGUAUCUCACCGAAUCUUCUCCUAAGAAUCUGAGAGCGAUGGUGGGCGUCACCAUUGCGACUGCUUUAGCCAUCGGGAAGUUCUGUGGUCAGCUGCUGGGGAUCAGAGAGUUGCUUGGCACAGAAAAGAGCUGGCCUUGGCUGCUUGGUUUCAAUGGCUUCACUGCAUUGUUCCAGUUCUGCACUCUGCCUCUCCUGCCAGAGUCUCCCAGGUUCCUGCUGCUGGAAAGAGGAGACCUCCAGGCCUCUGAGAAUGCUUUUAGGAAACUAUGGGGCAAAAAAGAUUACAGUAAGGAAGUCGUAGAGAUGCUGGAGGAGAAAGCAGCUCUGCAGAGCAUCCGAAGCUGCUCGGUUUUGGAGCUAAUUCAGAACCGAACUGUUCGCUGGCAGCUCCUCACCAUUGUUAUCGUCUUCUUCGCGCUGCAGUUCAGUGGCAUCAAUGCUGUGUAUUUUUACUCUUUUGAUGUAUUUCGAGCUGCAGGGAUCCAAGAACACAGGUUAGCAUACGCUGCCUUGGGGACAGGCCUCUGUGAAUUAACUACCUCUAUAGGCUGUUUCAUGAUAAUUGAGAGCAUGGGCAGAAAGGACCUGAUGUUCAGAGGUUACAUAGGAAUGGCUGCAUCUCUGGGCCUCCUCUCUGUCACUGUUUACUUUCAGAAAACUGUCUGGUGGCUGCCGUACUGCAGCAUGGUUCUCGUUUUCUUCUUUAUUUUCUUCUUUUCCAGUGGACCAGCUGCAACGACGGUUCCUCUUCCAGGGGAUAUUUUAACUCAGUCGUUUAAAUCAGCUGGCUACACAGUCGGAUGCACAGUGAACUGGAUCUCCCUGUUUGUGCUGGGGUCACUUUUCCCCAUCUUGGUGGAGAACCUUGGUAAUUUUUGCUUCCUCAUAUUUCUGGCUGUUUGCCUCAUCUGUGGGUUUCACGUGAGGUUUAACGUGCCGGAGACCAAAGCUCGAACAGCGCUGGAAGUAUCUGCUGAGUUUGACAGGAUGCAUGCCAAAGAUAAAACCUCACAGAAGAAAAACUCAUCUAAAAUCUGUGAAAUCAAAGCACAGGAGACCAAAUUAUGAUGCAGUGUUGGGCAAAGCUUACAGCUACUAUACAAGUGCUAUAUUUUGAGUUUAGUUCAGUGCUCAGUUUUUUACUAAAAGGUGUAAGCAAAAGAAACUGAUAUUUGAGGGAAAUAUUAGUGAAAAAAAAUCAUUUCACCAAAAAUUUCCUUUGUAAUAGUUCUGCUCUUGUACAGUGUUUUUACUCAAAACAUACGUGAAUAUGUGAAUUUCAAAAUUUAAAAAAUUACAUCGUUUAAAUGUAUUAAACAAUACUUGUCAUUAUGAAUAAAAUACAAAUUCUGUUCUUGUUCAUAAAAUUGAUAGGAUUGUGACAUCCUUUCUGUUUGUUGAAUUCUUAGAUAAUGUGUUCAUACAAACAUGGGAGAAACAUUUCAUCCCUUUUAAAUGCAGUCAUUUAAAUGUCAAGUUCCCAUAAGAUCCCAUCGCCGCAUUUCAGUCGGGUUGACUUGUAAGAAAAGCAGCGGCAGAUCAUGGUGAUGUGAUGCUGAAUGAAGACAAAGUUAGAGAUUAAGGAAGAUGUUACAUUUCUUGGAAAUUUGGUUUUUGAUUUUAUUUGUAAGUGAUCUUUUUUUUGUGUCAUUUAUGUUUUACAUUUAUGUCUUGUUUAUGCCAUGAUAAGAUCAUUUUGUUGUGUUAAUUAUUGUUGUUAAGGUUUUACUUACUAUAUAUGUUCAUUCCUUUGGAUUUAGUUUUUCCAGUUUAUUUUUAAGAGUAUAAAAAAGCCUUCACCUC